Molecule: messenger RNA, 648 nt
Organism: Aureobasidium melanogenum CBS 110374
Lineage: Eukaryota; Fungi; Ascomycota; Dothideomycetes; Dothideales; Saccotheciaceae
Exons: 1
Coding region: 1-648 (215 amino acids)
Source: RefSeq, a predicted model, not a curated record
AUGAAGGAAGCACUAGAGAUUGCACAACACACCUCUCUUGAGCAACAAGCCCAGAGAUCUGUCAACAAACCUCUUUCCCUCCUGACCAAGCCUAUUCUUGGCUACACUGUCGGAUGGUUAUCUGAGCUAGGCAGAAAGGAGUUGCCAGGCUUACUCGACUUCAUCGACAAGAAUCUGCAUCCAACGUGGGAGAAGGGUGGUCUUUACUACCCACGCAACGACAAAGCAAUGGACGAGAACCUGAAAUGGACGCACAUGGAUUCUUUUACAGGUAAUGCUGCCAUCGGCUAUGCCAGACUAAACAUCGAGGAUGGCAUGAAGAAGAUCUGGGAUCAUCCAUGGACGCAGCAGCAAGUGUCUUCGCAACCUUGGCUCGAUGGUAUAAGUCUGGCUGACGAUAUCAAUUUCUCUCGAGGUUUCUGGGAUGCUGAGAGGGGACUCGUUAUCAUCACCAUGAGAACCUGGGAUGGAAGUAGUAAGAUCCUCAAAGCAACUUUGAGGAAUCUGUCUUCUGGAAGCUGGGAUGUUUUCAUAGAUGGCAAGCAAAAGAAGAAGGUCGAGGUCUCCCAGGGUGGGGACAUACAGCUCGAAGUUGAAGUUGGCCGUGUUGAUGUAGAUGUGGUUGCAAGGUGUUCCAAGUUGACCUAG